CCAGUUUAUUCUUACCAUUCCUGAUCACACAGCGAUCAUCAGUUUUAACAUUCCUCUGCUGCAUUUUGAGGAGGAUUGCAGACACAUUAGAUUACUGCGGUUUAAUAUGUCUCGGAUAGAUUAUAGACCGUCGGGUGAAGAGGGGUGAGAGGAGUAGAUUGAAGGUGAAGCGGCUAUCGGUCGGCUCGUGCCUGCAAUCAGCAUGACCAGUCUGUUGAAGAUGCACUGGUCCCCGGAGCACGCCGCCCCCUUAUCUCAAUGGCCUGAGCAGCACCUAGAUGUCACCUCUACCACCUCACCACCGUCUGCCCACAAACACGACCCUUACACCACGGCUGGUCGCCGUGGCUAUGGCCUUGCAGGUUACCCCUGGGCCAGUGAUGACAUAUCGGCCCUUACUGCUUCUUCUCUGCUCAAACGCUACGCUGAGAAGUACUCGGGCUUAGAGCUGUCCUAUGACCGCCCUCCUUCAGGGGCCUACCCUGAGCCUGGGACUUUUCUGAAAAGUGAAUCUGAGCCAUGGGGUCUUGGUCAGGGCAUGGAGUGUUACCCUGUGGAGGCAUUAACUGGCACCAAGGUGGGAAUCCCAUCCACAGGAAGUGUUACAGUAGUGAGCAGUAACUUGGCCUCUGAGUCAGGCUUCAGUGGCGCCGGCUCCUGCGGUGCCCCGCCAUCUCAGGAUUACCCUCCUGCCUACAACAGCACCUACCUGUCCUCAGGUUACUGCCCUCAGCCCGGCGCAGCACUUCCCCCUGCCCCUCUACACUCUUUGCAGGCCACACCCACUCUAGUGCCCAGCUACAGUGCCAGCACUCCUGUUUACAACUACCCCCCAGGGUGCUACCCUCAGAGCAGCCUGUCCUCUGGAUACAGCCACCCCAGUGCCUCCUACCUUCCCCCUGGGAUUAGUGCCCCUACUCCUCUGGCCCCGAGGCCCAACAUGGUGGGGGGCGGUUACAGCUACCAAACUCACAGCCUUGGAGGGAGCUCCGAGGGAGGUGUGCCGCUGAAACGUAAGGCCUUCGAGAUGGCAGAGGAAGGACAGGAGGGAGCGGAGGUGGAGGGAUCUCGCUACAGAAAGUACGGAAACAGUCAUAGCAAGAGUCACGGCAACGGGCACGGCAAUGGCUACGAUAGGAGCGUCUCUGUCUCAGACCCACAGGCCUACAAACCAGGAAAGCCCAUGAUGUCACCCUCCUAUGGCGGGGCAGGGGACUACAGCCCACCGUCAGGCCUGGCAGGAGAGAGUGCCUCAGCGGAGCACAGCUUUCCUCAGCAACAGAGAAUGUCUAUGAAGAUCCCCGCAUCACACACACGAUCUGAGGACCCCGCUGCAGGGCGCUGACAACAGGGAGGAUCUCUCUUUGAAACCAACCAGGGUUCUUUAUCUAGGGAACAACAUUGGAUUUGUCAAUGAAAGAUUUAUUUUCACUAGUGUACACAAGACUAGUAUUUCUUGUGCAUCUUUAAUAUUUUCAUUAUUCCUGUUUUUCCAAAGAUUCACAGAGGCAUUUUGCCCAGUAAGGUUGAGGUAAGUCUUAGGGGUGAGGUUAAGGCAUUCUCUAGAUAGCUUUAAGACAGUCUAAAAGUGUGAACAUCUGUUUCUCUCAGGAUCCUAUUUAUUUCCUUUUCUUCUACUGCUGCAGCUUCACUGCAACGUUGCUGUUUUAGAAGUUGGUGUAAUUAUUUGUGGCCAUUAUGUAUGUAAAAGGCCUUUGACUGCAAUACUUUUAACCACACCACAGAAAAUCAUUACUGACCAAAAAGUAAGGAGAGCAAUAACAGAGAUGGUGAGAUUGCCAUACUACUUCAGCACAAUCACUGCUACUUUACACAGCUGACCCUGAGGCUUGGCGUGUUGCCCUGCCUCGAAAAAUGAAUGUUUCCCUGCUAAUCCCUCGCUUUCUCCCCACCUUUACUCACUCUUAAUUUUCUUCCAGUUUUUUUUCAGAGUUCUUUUCACGUUCUUUAUCUUAUUCUAUCCCGGUGUCCUAUUUUUUUUUUUCCUUCACUGUCGAGUUAAUACAUAACAAGCUGCUUAUCAAAUGAUUACAAAUAGAGUACAUGAAGCCGCCCUUUAAAAUUGUUAUGAUGUAAAAAGACAAAGUGAGGAAAUAAUCUAAAAUGUAAUGUUCAUUUAAAAAUGUAUUUAGCAUUCACAAAAUAACAGCAGAUGCAGAUUGUCUAAAAAGCGUGUAGCUUACAGUCAAAUUUCUGCUCAUCUUGAACCAAACAGCUUUAGUUCUAAGGAACCUGCAGAUAAACGUGCAGCUUACACAUUUACUAUUAAGAUGAUUGCAAGAAAUAGCGACUGUAUAAAACAAACAACAACAAUGCCUAAGUCUGCAUACUAUAAGAACUUCACUCAGAGAAAACAGUUUAACCGCCUGUUUGUUACUUCUGUUUGGAUGCACAGCCCAGACUGAGAGUCUCAGCAGAGGAUAAGUGCUUUUGAGUGAGUGCCUCAACUGUUUUUGCUCGUACAUUGUUAAGGAAGAUCCACCUGCUUGUUUGCUAUAUGAUUUACUUUUUUUUUUUAAAUAUGCAUUCUCUUUACUUUUGCCUCUCAAAAGGAUGAUUACAGUCGUGUUAUUGAAUACUCAGGAAGAAUAUUGUUACCUCAGAAUGAUAAAAUAAGAAUGUAUGUUAUUACCUUAGGGUGUUUGUAGGGAGCUUUAUGGAGCAAGAUGAAAACGGAGCCAUUGCUUUUAUCAAGAGCAAAACAAACUCUGAACUCUUCAGGGAAACAACACACUUACAAGGCCUUUGAUACUAACAGUAGAAAAAAGAAACACAAAUACAUGCAAAAACACACACACACACACACACACACACACACACACACACACACACACACACACACACACACACACACACACACACACACACACACACACCUUCUUGGCUCUGGGAAAAUUAAACUUGAGGUUUUUGUACCAAGGCCUGAAAUGUUGAAUGUAAUUCAGAUAUUUUUUUUAAAAGGACAAUAUUCGCCAUAAUGUACAUCAAUGAUGUUUUUAGAUAUAUGAAACAUAUUUUCUUCAUGUAUAGAUGUAAUUCUCUUAUAGGUUUUGGUGGAGAAAUUAAUGACGUGUUAAGUGUUAGUGUAGUUAGCUGUGGGGAGACGUUUUUUUUUCGCGGAAAAAUUGUGAGCACUCCUGAAAAAACAUCUUUGACGUAUCAAGACAUACAAUUAUUACAAUAUAUGCUCUAUAAUAGGUAUGUUUAUUAAAUGUCUUAAUAGUGUCAAAUCUCCAGUUUCUUAAAUUAGUAUUUUAAACUGCUUGGCACACUUCCACCAGUCAAUCAGCUUAAUUUGAGCUUUAACAUGAAUUGACACUAUGAAGAAGGGAGAAGUUAGAUAUUUACGAAGUAUGUGCACUCUGAAAAUAUGUACAGUUACAACUGUAAAUCUUCAUUUCCACCAAGUUGUAGCUUUAUAACUCCACAAUCCCUUCAUACUUUUUGCCAUAUUUUUGUGGAAAAACUAAAGAACAAAUAACUCAUGCCAAAAAGCAUGUGCAGAGAGCGGCUCCCCUUUAAAAUAGAAAUAUUUAGGCUGAAAUGCAGCUUAAGAUUAGUCUUAAAUUUAAAGUGUUUAAAAGGUAUUUUAUUUGGAAGUAUAUUCAUUAAAUUCAACUGGAUGAAGAAAUACCUGCAGCACACAAAUAUUACGUUUUAAAAUAUGAUUAAGAAAAAGCUAAUUAACAAAAAGGUGUUACACAAAGCAUUAUGUAUUCUUACCCCCAGAUUUUAAAAGUAUUUAAGCGCUUAGCUAAAACAAGUGAAUGCUCUUUAACGCCUCACAAAGAAUGUGCUCUACAUGAACCUACACACUGCAACAAACGACAGUAUAUGCGGUUUUUUUGGUGUUACUCAUUCAUGAUUCAUUGAAGUUAUAAGUUGAAUGUGUCUAACUGACAGAAAAAGGCGUUUCAUUGUUAUAUAUCAGUUCAGUUAUCUUUUGUUGUAUCUUGUACAUUCUCUGUAACCAUUUCUACCUCAUUUUGAAGACAUUGUACAUGGAAAUAUUUAUUUCAUGUCAUUUCACAUGCCAGUUUAGGAGCAAUGUUUCCAAUUGUUUUGACCUGUAAAAAGUCUACCUCACUAAAGGCUGUUGUGUUAUGGAAAUGAAGAUAUCACACCAAAA
Molecule: messenger RNA, 4150 nt
Organism: Eleginops maclovinus (Patagonian blennie)
Lineage: Eukaryota; Metazoa; Chordata; Actinopteri; Perciformes; Eleginopidae
Product: fidgetin
Source: RefSeq, a predicted model, not a curated record